Messenger RNA from Anoplophora glabripennis (Asian longhorned beetle), 4064 nucleotides. RefSeq names its product RRP12-like protein. Bases 48 to 4016 code for a protein of 1322 amino acids. NCBI's taxonomy places the organism in Eukaryota, Metazoa, Arthropoda, Insecta, Coleoptera, Cerambycidae. The transcript is spliced from 16 exons. The record is from RefSeq and is a predicted model, not a curated record.
AUCAAAAAAAUUAGAAGAGAAGCACAUGUGUUAAAAAAAUUACCGAAAUGGGGAAGUUUAGAAGUAAAUUGAAAGGGCAGACAAAGGGGAAGCGAUGGCCUAAAGGACAAAGUUCCAGUUCAAAUCCUGAAACCCGUAAACAUAGAGAUUUGGCGAAGUCUAGAUUUUUUCAGGAAAACUUAGGACCUAGUGAAUUAACAUCAGAUGCUUUACGAAAACAUGACUCCAUACAAACUUAUGUGCAACCCAGAACAGAAACUGUUGAAAUGGAAGAAGAUAUUGAAUCUUCUGUUGGACCACAAUCUUCAUAUCAAUCUAUGCAGUCUUUUGCAUCGGAAUGGUCAGAUUGUAGUAAUAUUUCUUUUAGUAGAUUCUUAAAGGUUUUUCGCUCUGACUCGGUGUUACAUAAAGAAAUGUUAGCAAUUUUAGCAGCAAUUACAGAAGUUAUUAAACAAAAUGAUGGAUCUGAAUCUCCUACUGAAUAUUAUUGUGCUUUGGUCACAACAUUAGAGCAAGUGUAUAAUGCUGAUGAAAAAAAUGAAGACCAAAUAACAGCAGUUUUGUCUCUUUUAAAUAUGGGCAUUAAAACUGUACCUACACCUGUGUUAAGGUCCCAUUUUAAUGAUGUAACAAGGAAAAUGUUACACAUUUUAAGUGAUUUUGCGAAUUCUGAGAACAACACAAUUAUUAAAUCUGUAUUUGGCAUUUUAUCAGUUUUAUUAAAGACUCAAGAAUUAGCUAUGUGGAAUCAUACUUCAACUGUUCAAAUAUUUACUUCAAUUUUAAACCCAUUCUGUGUGCAUUCAAAACCAAAGUGGAGAAAAGCUGCACAACAAGCUGUUGCUGUCGUUAUCAACGCAGAUUGUUUUGCACAAGAAAAUGCUUCUAAUCCCGCAGCAGAUAAAGUUGCUGAGUUUUGUGAGGAAACUUUGGAUAGAAGUAAGGGAGGAAGUUCGGGCAUUGUACUUAUUUCGUCAGUUCAAGCAGGUCAAACAACUAUUUUACAUACACUUGGGUUGAUGCAGGAAACAAUUUGCAGAUUUUCUAAAAAUCAUAUCAAGAAAUGUUGUGAAAGUAUUUUACGUUUAAUGACACUAAAUUACCCUAUAGUGACAUCUUGUGGGUUGCAAGUACUAUUUACAUUAUUUUCUUCACAAGUUGCAGUAGUGCCUGCAAAAUUAAACGCUCAGUUAAUAUCUGCUUUGUAUGAAUACCAACCAUCUCCAAGUGAUGUACAACCUACUCUAGCUUGGGUAGCAGUUAUGCAACAAGCACAUGUACAUUUGGCCGAUGUUGAUAUUGCUAUGGCAUGUACAAUUUUUCCCAAGAUUUUUGAUAUCCUCACACAGUUGUGGUUGUCAGAGAAAUCAGAAGUUGUAAAUAGUGCAACACAUGCAAUGGAUGUCUUAUUGAAAGAUGCAUUAGCUACAGCAUGCAGUUCUCCUGGUACUGUUGAGCAGAAUAGAUCAAAGUUAGAAAAAUGUUUCAAUACAAUCCAAUUGGGAUUAGGGUACCAAUACAGCACAGUUUGGCAACAGGUUCUACAUAUAGUCAAAGUUAUGUUUGAGAUUGCCGGUUUAAACUGUAGUGAUAUGUUGCUGGGUUUAUUGAAGUCUCUUGCGGAACUUAGGGAUUCUUACAAGUUUAGUUACAACAACGAAUUGGAACAUGCUAUAGGAGCUGCAAUCCGGUCAAUGGGUCCUGAGAUUGUGUUAAAUGUUGUUUCACUAAAGAAAGACAAUGGAGACUUGAAUAUAGAUAGAUCUUGGCUCUUACCUGUACUAAAAGAAAAUAUAAAAAUAUCUACAUUGGAGUAUUUCGUUAAAGGGAUAUUGCCAUUAGCGCUUUACUGUCAUCGGAGAUCUGUUCAGUUGGCCGAAUCGAAUGAUGGUAUUGGGGCCCACAGUUCAGAGUUAUUAUAUUUGCAGUUAUGGAAUUUAUUGCCAUGUUUCUGUAAUCAUCCCACCGAUAUCAAGAACAGCUUUAAGACAAUUGCUAAAAUACUGGGAACAGCUAUAUCGGAUAAGAAAGAAUUACGAUUGGCAGUCAUGGCAUCUUUGCGGAGAUUGAUCGCAAGUGCCAAGGAGAAUGAAAAUGUGGAUGAUCUACAAGAGUUAACUAGGUUCGAUAAAAAUUAUCUUCCAAUUUUAUUCAACGUUUACACUACAAAACCAAUUGGUACCGAUGAAGAAGGUCAGAGACUGGCUGCUUUAGACACUAUUAAACUGUAUCUAACAAUUGCAAAACCAGAAUUAAAUCAACAACUCUUCAGUCACGCUAUCGAUAGAUUAAAUAGUUCCUCCGAUGAUCCGGAAGACCAUUUUAUAAAGGAGAGUAUACUAGACUUGAUCCGUGCGUUGGUACCUUAUCAGAGCAGCGAAAAUGUUGAUAUUCUUUACAAGCAGUGCGUUCAUAAUUUACCAGACAUUAAAAACAAUAAAGAACAGAAGAAGGCUUAUAGAAUUCUUGAAGAAAUCUGUGCGAGUGAGUCGCAAGGCUGUAAGGAAUUUGUUAAAAACAACAGAAAAGAAAUUCAAAAGUUGUUAAUGAAGUCUCUCAAUACAGCGGCAGUGUCGAGUAAAAGUGCUCGGCUGCGAUGCUUAAAUUAUUUGAUUAAAGCACAGCCAAACUUAGAUCAUGAGAGUAAAUUGAUUAGGUCAGUGAUACCUGAGGCUGUUAUGUGUUGUAAAGACAUUAACGAAAAAUGUCGAUCAAUGGCGUAUGAAGUUCUCAAUACAAUUGGCAAUCUAUUAAUGCAGCACAAUCAGGUGCAGGAAUUUGUUACUAUGGUUGUAGCAGGGCUAGCUGGAACAGCCCAACUAACGAGCUGCACAAUUUUAGCUUUAGGGUCGAUUCUACAUAAUUUUUCUGGAGCUCUGGGAAUGGAAAAUAUUAAAAUAAUUUUAGAAAACAUUUGUAUUUUAAUGGCUUCACCCACCAGAGAAGUAGUAGCGUCUUGUUUAAGUUUCAUAAAGACAUAUUGUGUUGUGCUACCAAGUCCAGUAGUAGCAGGAUCUUUGGAGCCUAUUGUAAAGUCAUUAACAAAGAUGACUGAAGACUGUAAAAGGCAUUUUAGGUUGAAAAUUCGUGAUAUUUUGGACAGGUUAGUUAGGAAGUAUGGGUGUGAAAGUUUGACUCCAUUCGUUCCUACGAGUGACACUGUAAUGUAUAAGCGUUUAAGGAACCUAAGAAAGUUAAAUGCACGUAAAAAGAAGAGGAAAGAAGCAGAAAUGCAGGAAGAAGAUAGUGACGAUGAAGACUUUACUAUCAAGGCCAAACCUAAAAGUAUGGAAGAAAUUCUGGCGGAUUCAGAUUCUGAUGUUGAUGAGAUGGAAAUCGAUGAACCUAAAGUUAAGACAAAGAAACAAGUCAAUACAUGGAUUGAGGAAGAUUCAGAGAGCAUUGUUGAUUUUACAGACCCAACUGUGACUAAAAAAAUUACAGCUACCAAACCAGGGCAGCCUCCUCAACUCUCGGGAGAGGCGAAGAAGAAAGAAAAAGACAGAGGUUUUAAAACUGCUUCUGAUGGAAGACUCAUCAUUAAAGAUGAUGAUGAAUCUACUGACAGCGACUCUGGCAAGAAGAAUAAAUUAAAUUUCAAUUCAGACGAUUCAGAUUCUGAAAAUGACAAUCACAGUACAGCCGAAACAUUACUGUUGACCGAUCGUAAAAGAAAAAGGAAUGCUUCUAGUGUUAAGAGUGGUUUCAGUUCUGCAAGUCAACCUCCAAUGAAAUAUAAAACUGGCGGAAUUGGUAUUCACAGGCAAAUUGGUGCAUCUACAUCUUCAGUACGAAGUGGUUACAGUGGUGCAGGAUUUGAGUAUAAAUCUAAGAAAGCUAAAGGUGAUAUUAAGAAAAAAGGUAAAUUUGACCCAUAUGCUUAUUUACCUUUACAAAGGACUGCACUUAAUAAAAGGAAGAAGAGUAAAGCAGCCGGACAAUUUAAAAACAUUAUUAGAGCUGCCAAGUCAGGGGCGUUAAAAGGCGCUAAAGCGAAAAAGAAUAAAUUGAAAUAAACACUUUUUUAAUGUUUUAUUUAUUAUGAUUAAAAUAAUAUAUUACCA